CUGCCCCGCAGCCCGCUGCGCCUGGGGCUUCCUGCAGCUGGAUCCCAGACGCACGCACUGUGCAGUGGCAGCGCCCAGCCGCUGGGGCAGCCCCUCUGGAGAGCUGGGACCGACUUCAGGGUCCUAAGUGUCCCCAGACCCCGGGGAAAUCUCGAAUAAAAGCAAGAAAACUCCAUUAACAAAAUGAAGAUUCAGCUAAUCAUAGUUGCCCUAAUAAUCCUUUGGACUGAAAUAUUGGCAGAUCAGAGCCCAGGGCCAGGCCCUGAGUAUGCAGAUGUGGUGUUUCUGGUGGACAGCUCUGAUCACCUGGGAGUUAAGGCCUUCCCAUUUGUGAGAACAUUCAUCAAUAAAAUGAUCAACAGUCUCCCCAUCGAGGCCAACAAGUACCGCGUGGCCCUGGCCCAGUACAGUGACAUGCUCCACAAUGAAUUCAACCUGAGUACCUUCAGGAGCAGGAACCCCAUGCUGAACCAUCUCAAGAAGAACUUCGGGUUCCUUGGCGGAUCCCUGAGGAUAGGAAACGCUCUUCGGGAGGCUCACAGGAUCUACUUCUCUGCACCUACUGAUGGAAGAGACAGGAAACUGUUUCCUCCUAUUUUGGUGGUCCUGGCUUCAGCGGAGUCCGAGGAUGAUGUGGAAGAGGCUUCGAAGGCCCUGCGGAAAGAUGGGGUGAAAAUCAUCUCCGUGGGGAUGCAGAAGGCUUCCGAGGAAAACCUGAGGGCCAUGGCCACAUCUCAGUUUCACUUCAAACUUCGGACGGUCAGAGACCUCAGCAUCUUCUCCUCAAACAUGACGCAGAUCAUCAAGGAUGCGACCAAAUACAGAGAAGGAGCAGUCGAUGUUGAUGUACAAGUUCCCUUCCUUACAUCCUGUCAGAAAGAUUCACUUGCCGACCUUGUGUUCCUGGUGGACGGGUCACUUGGGACUCAACAAAAUUUAAGAGACCUGCAGAAGUUCCUGGAGAACAUAACCAGCUCCUUAGAUGUGAAUUCUGAUUGCAUGCGGCUUGGACUGAUGAGCUACAGCACGAGGGCUGAGACGAUUUCUUUUCUGAAAUCCAGCACAACCCAAUUUGAAUUUCAGCAGCAAAUCAGGAAGCUUUCCCUUCGGGAUGGGAAAUCCAAUGCUGGGGCUGCCAUUGAGCAGUUGAGGAAGGAAGGUUUCUCACAGUCCAGUGGCAGCAGAAGGGCACAGGGGGUCCCUCAGAUUGCAGUCCUGGUCACCCACAGAUCAUCAGAUGACGAGGUGCAUGAGGCUGCAUUGAACCUUCGGCUGGAAGGCGUAACUGUGUUUGCUAUGAACAUCAAAGGGGCUAACAGGACUCAGUUAGAAGCAAUAGCAUCUUACCCUACAGAAGAGACAGUUUCCACCUUGAACUCCUAUGCAGCAUUGGAAUCUUACAGUAAUAACUUCCUGAAAAAGCUCCACAAUGAAAUAUGGACCCAAAUUUCUACUCAUGCUGAACAAAUUAACCUUGACAAAACUGGCUGUGUGGAUACAAAGGAGGCUGAUAUCUAUUUCCUCAUUGAUGGCUCUGGCAGCAUCCAGGUGAAUCAGUUUGAGCAAAUCAAGACCUUCAUGUCGUCAGUGAUAGACAUGUUCAGCAUUGGCCCAAACAAAGUCCGAAUUGGAGUCGUGCAAUAUGCAGGGGAGAACAGGGAGGAAUUUCCCAUCUCUCGCUAUCAGAACAACAUUGACUUAAAAAAGGCUGUUUUUAACAUCUAUCAGCUCAGAGGUGGCACUCGGACUGGAAAAGCUCUAGAUUUCAUACGGCCAAUAAUAAAGGAGGGAAAGAAGGACAGGACAAGUGAAGUGCCCUGUUUCCUUAUCGUGCUGACUGAUGGGAAAUCCGAGGACAGUGUUGUGCAACCUGCUGAGAGACUAAGGGCUGAACAGGUCAUCAUUCAUGCAAUUGGCAUUGGAGAGGCUAAUAAAACACAGCUGCAGCAAAUUGCUGGGGUAAAAGAAAGGGUCAACUUUGGACAGAACUUUGAUGCCUUAAAAAGCAUAAAAAAUCAAGUUGUUCGCCGCAUCUGCACUGAAAAGGGAUGUGAAGACAUGAAGGCUGAUGUCAUGUUUCUGGUGGAUAGUUCUGGAAGUAUAGGAACUACAAAUUUUGAUACAAUGAAAAACUUCAUGAAAAACCUGUUGGCUAAGAUCCAAAUUGGUGCAGACAAAACCCAAAUUGGUGUCGUUCAGUUCAGCGGUGAUAAUCAGGAAGAGUUCCCACUGAAUAAGUACUUUACACAAAAAGAAAUCUCUGCCGCUAUAGACAGAAUGUCUCUCAUCGGUGAAAACACUCGGACUGGAAAUGCACUCACCUUUGUAGAUCAGUACUUCACCCUCCCCAAGGGGGGCCGUCCUCACGUCAGGAAGUUUCUCAUCCUCAUCACAGAUGGAGAAGCACAGGAUGAUGUGAGAGGUCCUGCGAUUGCUCUCCGGGACACAGGGGUGAUCAUUUUCUCUGUGGGGGUAUUUGGUGCCAACAGGACUCAACUGGAGGAGAUCAGUGGGGAUGGCAGCCUCGUUUUCCAUGUGGAGAACUUUGAUCAUCUAAAGGCAAUAGAAAGUAAACUCAUCUUCCGUGUGUGCGCGCUGCAUGAUUGUAAAAGGAUUGAACUGUUAGAUGUUGUGUUUGUGCUGGAUCAUUCAGGUAGCAUCAGUCCCGAGCAGCAGGAAAGCAUGAUUAACCUCACCGUCCAUUUGGUGAAGAAAGCAGAUGUUGGCAGGGACAGAGUUCAGUUUGGAGCCCUCAGAUACUCUGACAGUCCUGAGAUUCUUUUCUUCCUUAACACCUACUCAAGCAGUUCAGCAAUCAUCGAGAACCUGAGGAGACGCCGGGACACUUUCGGGAGUACCUACACGGCCAAGGCUCUGGAGCACUCCAACAUCCUCUUUAAGGAAGAACACGGCAGCCGCAUCAAGCAAAACGUGAGACAGAUGCUGAUUAUCAUCACUGAUGGGGUGUCCCACGAUCGGGAUAAGCUCAGUGAGGCCGCGCUGAAAUUAAGAAACAAAGGCGUCACCAUCUUUGCGGUGGGUGUGGGACAGGCCAACCAAGAUGAACUUGAGACUAUGGCAGGGAAUAAAAAUAAUACCAUCCAUGUAGAUAAUUUCGACAAACUGAAAGAUAUUUAUCUGCCUGUACAAGAAAAUGUGUGCGGUGAAGCAGGAGAGGUCUGUAAACUUCAGGAAGCUGAUGUGAUCUUCCUCUGUGAUGGCUCUAACAUGGUGUCUGAUGCGGAAUUUGUUACCAUGACAACUUUCUUGUCAGACUUAAUUGACAAUUUUGAUACUCAGUCUCAAAGAAUGAAAGUUGGGAUGGCUCAAUAUGGGAGCCGCUAUCAGGAAAUAAUUGAGUUGGGAAACACUCUGACCAAAGCCCAGUGGAAAUCGCGAAUUCAGGCUGUCUCCAAGAGCAACGGGCAGUCUCGAAUUGACUUUGCCCUUCAACACGUGAGCUCAAUGUUUCAUCCAUCUUUUGGUGGGAGAAGAAAUGCUGGGGUCCCUCAAACUUUAGUUGUUAUCACAUCUGGGUCUCCCCGCUACAAUGUGGUAGAUGCAGUAAAAACCCUGAAAGACCUUGGAAUCUGCAUCCUGGUUUUGGGCAUAGGAGAUGUUCGCAAGGAUCAGCUUCUGCCAAUAACGGGCAAUUCUGAAAAGAUACUCACGUUUCGAGACUUCGAUAGAUUAAAGAAUGUGGAUGUGAAAAAAAGAAUGGUCCGGGAAAUCUGCCAGAGCUGCGGGAAAACCAAUUGCUUUGUGGACAUAGUGGUCGGGUUCGACAUUUCCACUCACCUGCAGGGGCAGACUUUGUUCCAGGGCCACCCCCGGUUGGAAUCAUACCUCCCAAACAUCUUAGAAGACAUCACCUCCAUCAGGGGGGUGAGCUGUGGGGCAGGUGCAGAGGCACAGGUGAGCCUGGCUUUUAAGGUGAACAGUGACCAAGAAUCCCUUGCUGAAUUCCAAAUCUACCAGAAAGCAAUAUUUGACAGCUUACACCAAGUCCCCCUCAGGGGGCCCACUCAUCUGAAUGCACAGUUCUUACAGUCGCUGUGGGAUACAUUUCGGGAUACAUCUGCAUCCCGGGGCCAGGUGUUGCUCAUCUUUUCGGAUGGUCUCCAGGGAGAGAGCACAAUGAUGCUUGAAAACGAAUCGGACAGGCUCAGAGAAGCAGGACUUGAUGGUCUGCUGGUGGUGUCCCUUAACACAACUGCUCAUGAUGAGUUUUCCAGCUUUGAAUUUGGAAAAGGAUUUGAUUAUAGGACUCACUUGACCAUUGGAAUGAUGGAACUGGGCAGCCUGCUCUCACAGUACCUGGGAAACAUUGCAGAGAGGGCUUGCUGCUGUGAAUUUUGCAAAUGUCCAGGGGUUCCGGGACCUCAUGGGAGCAGAGGACUACAAGGCUUUAAGGGGUUUUCAGGUCUGAAAGGCAGCAGAGGACACAGAGGAGAAGAUGGAGACCCUGGAAGACGAGGAGACACUGGACCCCAAGGAGACAGAGGAAUUGCAGGAUGUCCCGGGAUACGGGGUCAAAAGGGAGCCAAAGGAUUUUCUGGAUAUAAGGGAGAACAUGGAGAAGAUGGGAUUGAUGGGCUUGAUGGGGAAGAGGGCUUUCAUGGGCUUCCUGGAGGAAAAGGAGAAAAGGGUGAUCCAGGAUCUCAGGGCAGCCCAGGUUCCAGAGGUCCACCUGGGGGAGAUGGAGAGAAGGGCUUCCCAGGGGAUCCUGGUAAUCCAGGCCGAAACAGUAACAUCAAAGGAAGAAAGGGCUCCAAAGGAGAACAAGGAAGACAAGGUACAACUGGGCAGAAGGGUGCACAAGGAAGUCCUAGUUCCAGAAGAAGCCGGGGACUGGAAGGCCGAAGGGGGUCCCCAGGUGCCCCGGGAGAACCAGGAAAUCCUGGACCUCAAGGUAUUCAGGGAGCUGAUGGAUUACAAGGUUCACAGGGGUCAAGUGGAAAUCCUGGCAGGAAAGGAGAAAAAGGAAGCCAGGGGCACAAAGGACCUCAGGGUUCUUCUGGGCUAGUGGGACCUAAAGGGAGCAUUGGAAGACCUGGACUUACGGGGAGAAAGGGAGAACCUGGAGAACUUGGAGUUCCAGGGCCAGUGGGGCCGGCUGGACAGCGGGGAAAACAGGGAGAUUAUGGCAUCCCAGGUUAUGGUAAUAAGGGACAAAAAGGAGUAAAGGGUCCAAGAGGAUUCCCUGGAGAUAUAGGGCAGAAGGGUAUUGUUGGUGAUCCUGGAAUUCCUGGGGACCCUGGACCCAAAGGGUUUAGGGGACUAUCAUUCACCGUAGGCCAGAAAGGGGAAAGUGGACUUCCAGGAUCCCGAGGCCUGCCAGGACGGAGAGGCCCUAAAGGCGUGGCAGGACAGCCUGUACAUUCUCAAUGUGAUCUGAUCAAGUUCAUGCGGGACCAUAGUCCUUGUUGGAAAGAAAAGUGUCCAGCAUACCCCACAGAGCUGGUGUUUGCCCUGGACCAAUCCUCUGGUGUCACUGAACAAAGGUUUAAUGAAAUAAAGGGCAUCAUCACUUCCAUUGUCAAUGACCUUCAUAUCAGGGAAAAUAACUGUCCUAUGGGAGCAAGGAUUGUUGUGGUUUCCUACGACUCAGACACCGACUAUCUCAUCCGUUCGUCUGACUACCGCACCAAGAAGCAGCUCCUCCGGCUUCUAUCCCAAAUAAAAUACCAAGUCCCUACAGAGGCUCGGGACAUUGGUAAUGCCAUGAGGUUUGUGGCCCGCCAUGUUUUCAAGCGUACGUACCCAGGAGCCAACGUGAGGAGAGUUGCUGUGUUUUUUAGCAAUGGUCAAGCCGUCAGCAGGUCAUCCAUCCUCACAGCGACCAUGGAGUUCAGUGCUCUGGAUAUCAGUCCGGCAGUCUUUGCUUUCAAUGAAAGAGUUUUCCUGGAUGAAGCUUUUGGGUUCGACAACACAGGGACAUUUCAGGUGAUUCCAGUUCCUCCCGAUGGAGACUAUGAACCGUUGGAAAGGCUGCGUCUCUGCACACUUUGCUAUGAUAAAUGCUUUCCAAAUACUUGUGCCGAAGAGAUUUUCUUACCUGGAAAUUCCUACAUGGAUGUAGCCUUCCUCUUAGACAAUUCUCAACAUAUAGCAAAUGAUGAUUUUAAGGCCGUGAAAACCUUGUUGAGCUCAGCCAUCGACAACUUUGACAUUGCUUCCAACCCUUUAGUCUCAGACUCUGGGGACAGGAUUGCCUUGUUGAGCUAUUCUCCUUGGGAUGGUUCCAGAAGAAAAAUGGGGACAAUAAAAGUAGAAUUUGAGUUUACAACUUAUGACAGCCAAGUCCUAAUAAAGAGCCACAUCCAGACUUCCCUCCAACAGCUAAAUGGGGAAGCCACCCUUGGUCAUGCCCUACAAUGGGCCACGGAAAAUCUCUUCCCAGGAACACCCAACUCACGCAAACACAAGGUCAUCUUUGUGAUCUCAGCUGGUGAAAAUCAUGAGAGAAAGGAGUAUGUGAAGAAGAUGGCUUUGAGAGCCAAGUGUCAAGGCUAUGUCAUAUUUGUGAUUUCUCUGGGCCCUGCGCAUAAGGACAACAUAGAAGAAUUAGCCAGCUACCCACUGGAUCACCAUCUGAUACAGCUUGGGAGAAUGCAUAAACCAGAUCUGAAUUAUGUGGUGAAGUUCUUAAAGCCAUUUGUGUACUCGGUCAGACGAGGAUUCAAUCAGUACCCACCACCAAUGCUGGAGGAUGCCUGCAGGCUCAUCAGAUUGGAGGGGGAUGGUCAAAACAGCGGUUUCCAAUUUACUGCUGAGCUACAUAAGGUCUCUUCAGACAAGAACAGCCUCAUGGGCCAGGAAUUAAGUGCUGGGAGAGACUCAUCUUUUGUGUUGGAGGACGAUGGAGGUGACCAUUUGGUUUACAUUCCAAGUAAAAUAUUAGAGCCACAAAAAUUAGUGGUUAACUAUGAAAAAGAUCAGGUAUCUGCAGAACCUACAAGUUUUACUUCUGGACUCGAAAACCAUGGCAGAAAAGAACCAGGUCUUACCUCUGCACCUGGAGAUGCCUCUCUUCAAGAAUAUUACAUGGAUGUGGCUUUCCUCAUAGAUACUUCCGAAAGAGUAGGAGAUAACGAGUUUAAGGAACUGAAAGCUUUUAUAGCCUCAGUGCUUGAUUACUUUCAUAUCGCCCCAGAUCCACUGACCUCCACCUUAGGAGACAGAGUGGCUGUCCUGAGCUACUCUCCCCCUGGCUAUCUGCCCAACACUGAAGAAUGCCCUGUCUACCUGGAAUUCGAUCUGCUGACUUACAACAGUAGAGACCAAAUGAAACACCAUCUCCAAGACUCUUUCCACCAGCUCAAUGGAGACGUUUUUAUCGGCCAUGCCCUGCAGUGGACAAUUGACAAUGUCUUUGUAGGAACCCCCAACCUGAGGAAAAACAAAGUUAUCUUUGUAAUAUCUGCUGGGGAAACCAACCCUUUAGACAAGGAAGUCUUAAGGAGUGUAUCUCUGAGAGCCAAGUGUCAAGGCUACUCUAUAUUUGUAUUUUCCUUUGGUCCUGGGCACAAUGACAAGGAAUUAGAAGAAUUAGCCAGCCAACCCCUGGAUCAUCACCUGGUCCAGCUUGGCCGGAUCCAUGAGCCAGAUUUGGACUAUAUCAUCAAGUUCAUAAAGCCAUUUGUCCACUUAAUCAGACGUGCUAUCAACAAAUAUCCCACCAAAGAUCUGAGAGCUAAGUGUGUCAACAUCACCUAUCCCAGUCCAAGGGACACUGGCAUGGAAGACACUGUAUUACUCAUUCCCGAGGUCUAUGAAAUAGAGACAAAAAACAGUGAGCUGUUUGGUGAACUUGGUUCCCAGGAGCAGCAUUUCCUAGUGUUAGGGAACAAUCAUAGCAAUGAUUCUGGGACCACGAGUGAUGUGAUCCAGAAGUGGUACAUGCUCUUUUCACCCGAGGAAUUGAUGGUGAACGACAAAGAAGAGGCACAUUCAGAGGAAACUACAGCUUCAGUCAAUGACAAACAGCAAGGAGAAAAAGAUGGCGAGGACACAAAAUGAUUAUAGCAGACAAGAAGACAGCCCUUUGGGCGUGUGUAAUCCCCUGUGGUUCUAACCAGAGAAUAUGAAUAAUCCAUUAGAAGUGGUGUCAGGAAUUUUCCUGAAAAUGACUGUAUAAAAAUGACUGUGCUAAAUUUUGUUCUUGUUUUAAGAGUUUUCUGAAUAAAGACAUCAGUGACCAGACCUGAGAAACUAGGAUUGAUGUCAUUUCUCCUGAGAAUUGGGAAAACUGAACCCAAAAGAGUUAACUGAAUCUUUUCUUUGAAAGCUCUGCUCUUUUCAUUAGAUUUGAUCCAUUUUGAUGAUGUAGUUGUCUAAAGAAGAUUUUUGCAAUACUUUUUAUCGUAUCUAAAUCUCAAUUUGAAUUCUGAAGUAAAAAGAAUUUAGAAUGUCCUAGGAACAUCUUCACCCAUCUAAGAAAUGGAAUCCCAUGCCCCUGUCUCAUGUUCCCGUAUGGCCCCAAAUUGCUUCUAGCACUGGUUGCCUGUAAAAUCCAUCUUCACACUGCUACCAGCGUGGACAAUGCUUUCUCCUUUUACUAGGAUAUUUUAAAAAGGAAUAGAAUUCAUGAGAAAUAAAAAUUGAGAAGAGGAUAAUCCCAUGGUUUGCUAUUUUGUGUUGUGAUCAGUUUUUUUGUUUGUUUUAGCGGGUUUUGUUUGGUGUGUAAUGGUUUUUUGAUGAAAAAAAUAAAAACUUGGAAAUGCAUGAAUACUAAAUAUGACCAGAGCUGGUCUUAAAAAUUACAAUGUAGAAGGAGACAAUUUUUUCAAAUAAAACCAAGUCUGACUCACAAA
This is a messenger RNA of Ictidomys tridecemlineatus (thirteen-lined ground squirrel), 8816 nucleotides long. It is a transcript of the gene Col6a5, whose product is annotated as collagen type VI alpha 5 chain. NCBI's taxonomy places the organism in Eukaryota, Metazoa, Chordata, Mammalia, Rodentia, Sciuridae. The record is from RefSeq and is a predicted model, not a curated record.